AGGCACGACGCUAGCUGCAGUUCGUCUUGGAGUUGGUGCAGUGCAGAAUCAAAACAAUGUCCAUCGACUGCCAGAAACCACGCGUUCCUCAAAUUUGUUGAAAAAUUCUACCAAUCCGUUGUAAUCUCGGAGUGAUUUGCUGUGGGAGGUCAUUGGAAGCAAUAGUUACCGGGUUUCGGUGCCACCGAAAAUGGAUUUCGCCAAAAAUAUACUGCAAAAGUAUGGCUGGAAGGAAGGCGAUGGUUUGGGCAAAAACGCUGACGGUAUCGUGAAACCGAUCAAGGCCAGCUUCAAAUUCAACAGUUCCGGUCUGGGCUCGGAUCAGGCCAAAGAUCUCACCAACAACUGGUGGGAUCGGGUGUUCAACGAGGCAGCAAACAACAUCGAGGUGGGUCCUUCGGGAAAAAUCACUCAAAAGGAACAGGAUGCCGUAGAGAUUUCCAACAAGAGCUACUCGGUCAAGAAACUGAAACAAAAAACCGCCGAUGGAAAGGCCAACUACGGUGGAUUCCUUAAGGCGUCCACCUUGCUGACGAACGUCGGACGGGAGGAGGAUAUCGAAGGCCACGUCCAAACUGAGGACAUCGAAUUCAAAGCGGCCAAAGUUCUGACUGACGAGGAACUGUUUGCGGCCUGUGGAGGUCGAACCGCCCACAAAGGAGCCCGCCACGGGUUGAACCUCACAGGCAAGCUAGCUCGCAUCGAAGCGCAGAACAACAAACUCCUUCAGGAGCUGGAAUCCAAAUCAUUCGAGAAGGUCAUCAAAAGCAACGACUGGCAGCAGGUUCAGAAACGCAAAAAGUCCAAAAAGAAGAAGCGCAACGAGGAACGGUGGAACGAACGGCACCAGGAAGAGGAAGAAGACGACCUGAAGGAUAUGGUCCACAAUGCCAACUACGUGGUCAAGAAGAAUAAAAAGAAGGCCAAGGAGGAACAGCGGAUGGAGAGCGACCUGGUGGACGAACUGAGCGAGUCGAUGGGACUGUUUGAUACAUUGCCGGAAGAGGACGGUCACGAACCGGAACCGGGUCCAAGCAUCGAGGACGAAUUGGAUGUGCUGAGCGAAAAGAUCCGCAAGCUCGAUCACAAUUCGGUGGUCAUCAAAAAGAAAGAUAAGAAAAAGAAGAAAAAGGCGAGAGCCCAAGAGGAAGACGAAGACGGAGGGGAAGACCAAUCGAUGGAUCCGUCGGCAAAGUAUAAGAAAAACUACAAGAAGGAACAGAAGCUGAACAAUGUGUUGCUACGGGAACUGGUGGACCACGAAGUCGAACCGGAGAAACCCGUCAAGCCCAAGAAGCUACUGAAGUCGGACUCAGAGGCGUCGGAUAGCGAGGAGGACGUGGUGGCGCGAAUCCAAGCGGAUCGCGAAAAACUCCAGUCCAAGAUUCCGAAAAUCAAGGUUAGUGAGCUGACCGAGGAGGACCAGCAGACGGUGGCGGAGAAGUUCAAGGAAAAGCACCGGAACGGUCUCAAGCGGGUGAACCGGCACAAGGCCAAGAAGAAGAAGAGCAAACGGAAGGCCCGGCAGUUGUCCAAGCUGGCCGACGUCCUAGAGAAGCUGUAGCGGGUGCCGGUGGUGUGUUCACAGGUCUGGGCUUCCGACUGGGAGAGGAGAUGUUGGGGGAAAUACACAAAGCAAUUGCAGAUAAGCCUUUUAGUUUGCUGAGAAGAUCUCCGAAAUCUUGGUUUUGAAUUAUUUUUGUCGUCGUCAUCGUUGUGAAGUACGCUUUUGCUAUAUUAGAGUAGAUUUUACUCGAUUCAAUAAACGUUUAUUGAAAGUCUUUGAAUUCAA
Aedes aegypti (yellow fever mosquito) is the source of this 1792-nucleotide messenger RNA. Its product is annotated as G patch domain-containing protein 4. The transcript has 2 exons. Gene Ontology annotation, biological process: regulation of ribosome biogenesis. NCBI's taxonomy places the organism in Eukaryota, Metazoa, Arthropoda, Insecta, Diptera, Culicidae. Gene Ontology annotation, molecular function: nucleic acid binding. The record is from RefSeq and is a predicted model, not a curated record. The coding region runs from base 191 to 1564 and encodes 457 amino acids. Gene Ontology annotation, cellular component: nucleolus.